Molecule: messenger RNA, 1918 nt
Organism: Physella acuta
Lineage: Eukaryota; Metazoa; Mollusca; Gastropoda; Physidae
Product: organic cation transporter protein
Biological process (GO): transmembrane transport
Cellular component (GO): membrane
Molecular function (GO): transmembrane transporter activity
Source: RefSeq, a predicted model, not a curated record
CUUGGGAUCACUAAAAAUAGUCACCUUUCAUUAGGCAGAUUGUUCAGAUGGAUUUUGAUGAUAUUCUUGAGUACAUUGGAGACUUUGGAACCUACCAAAAAAGAGUUUACCUUUUGCUUUGUAUUUUAACAAUAUUUCAUGGGAUGAGGAUGGUGGUGAUGGUAUUUAUCCUCUUUGUACCUAAACACAGAUGUCUGAUACCAGGGUAUUUAAAUGAUACUUAUGAAGUGACCACAGCAGAACAUCUAGCAGCUGUAGAGAAAUCCAUUCCACCAGGCAGCUCAUGCUAUGUCUAUCAGCUGGACAACUAUACAAGUAGCGGGCCAACAACUAGUGCAAGCCUGGUCAAAUGUAACCAUUGGGUGUAUGAUCAGUCUAUGAUGUUUUCAACAGUAGCUAGUCAGUUCAACUUGGUUUGUGAUGAAGCUCUGAAAGCCUCUCAUGAGACAAUGAUUUACUACGGUGGAUUUUUGGUCAGUACCUUUGUUAUAGGAACAGUUUCUGACCGUAUUGGACGCAAGCUUUGCUUAUAUUGGUCCUUGACUGUUGCAGUUGUAGCUGGCACACUGUUAGCCUUCACUCAAAGUUUUCUCACCUUUACAGUCCUAAAUUUUAUUGUCGGAGCAGCUACUGCAGGCAUCUUCCCCACAGCUUACGUAAUGGGGAUAGAGCUAGUUGGGCCAUCUAAAAGAUCUCUGACUGGGAUGGUCAUCCAACUGUUUUUCUCCACUGGUGUUGUGCUGUUGUCUGGUCUAGCCUACUUGACCAGGGACUGGAGGCAUCUAGUGCUGUCUAUAACCCUUCCUCUGAUCAUCUACUACUGUUUUUGGGGUUUUAUUCCAGAGUCGACAAGAUGGCAGAUCCAGAAAGGUUACUUCAGGGACGCCCGCCAGACUGUGCUAGCUGUUGCCAGGAUUAAUAAAAGAGAGGUGCCAAUCUCAGUUUUGGAUGCUGUCAUGCCAGAUGUGCCAGGUAGAGUAAACUCUCAAGGUCACAGAGAGAAGGCUAACAAGGUCAAAGGUGGAAGUUUCUUUGAAUUGUUCAGGUACAGGAUUCUCUUCAUUCGAACGUGGAUUAUCUUUUAUAAUUGGUUUGCCAUCAGCCUAUCUUUUUACGGACUCAACUACAACUCCGGUAACCUUGGCGUUGGUUCCAUUUUCUUAAACUUUUCUUUAGCUGGACUGGUGGAGUUUCCAGCCUAUAUUUAUACUCUCUGCACUAUAAACAGGCUAGGGCGUAGGCUUGUACACUUCAGCAUGAUGGCCACUGGUGGGAUGGCCUGCUUGUCUUGUGUUGUCUCCAUCAAGUAUGCUCCAAAAGACUACCAGUGGCUGACUGUGGUUUUAGCAAUGAUUGGCAAGUUGGGUUCUGCAGGUGCAUACAGCACUGUGUACGUGCACUCGACUGAACUCUUCCCCACGGUCAUACGUCAUUCAGCCUUUGGGGCCAGUGCCAGUUGGGCCAGGAUAGGGUCCAUGUUGUCACCAUACAUCGCUGCCAUGGGAGCUAAUGAUAGUGGUAUUUUUGGUCAUGGUCUGCCCCUGUUGAUCUGUGGCUGUGUGAUGCUCAGUGCUGGAUCCUUGGCCCUGCUGCUGCCAGAGACACUCAACAGGAAACUGCCAGAGACCAUCACUGAUGCCAGGCACUUCACCAGGUCAGCCUAUAUGACUGGUGAUGUCAAUAUAGUAACAACAGGAAUGAGUGUGGGUACAGGUGUUGAAUUGGGGACUGAUUCAGACAAUGAUGAGAGGACAGGAACAGACAAUGAUGUGAAGACAGGCAGUGAUGUGAAGACAGGCAGUGAUGUGAAGACAGGCAGUGAUGUGAAGAUGGAGACAAAAACUUGAAGCUGUUAGGCCAUCAACACAUCAAACAUCUGGAUGUUGCUUGAGUUUAUGUGAACCUACCUCAGACAUGA